Molecule: messenger RNA, 849 nt
Organism: Carya illinoinensis
Lineage: Eukaryota; Viridiplantae; Streptophyta; Magnoliopsida; Fagales; Juglandaceae
Exons: 1
Coding region: 1-849 (282 amino acids)
Source: RefSeq, a predicted model, not a curated record
AUGAGGGAGCUGUUUGAUGUGGGAUGGACUGGCUCUAAGUUUACGUGGUGUAACAAACAUAGAGAUGCAACCUUUACAGUUGAGAGACUGGAUAGAGGUCUAGCCAACAAAGAAUGGCUUGACUGUUUUAAAUCAGUAAAGGUUGAAAAUUUGGUGGCCAGAAGCUCGGAUCACAGACCACUAUGUUUUUCAUAUGGUCAUCAGGCUCCUUUCUUUAAAGGGGGCCAUCAAUUCUUCAAGUAUGAAGUGGCUUGGGGUAAAGAUGAAGGUUGCAGACAGCUUAUUAGGGAGGUUUGGUUGAAUGAGAGUCCUCAUGAUGAUUCUAUCAGGACUGUUCAACACCACCUAAAGCUGAGUAGAGUGUCACUAUCAAGAUGGAGAAGAUCUUCUAGUUCAGAUUUUGAUAAGGAAAUAAAAGAGAAAUCAGCAAUUCUCCAACAGUUGCAAAAUGCAGAAAACCAGCAUAAUGAAGUAGAGGUUCUGAAACUUCAGGAGGAAUUGGGGGUUUUAUUACAAAAAGAAUAUCUCAAAUGGAGGCAAAGGGCAAAAAAGCAUUGGUAUCAAGAGGGGGAUAGAAAUACAAGGUUUUUUCAUGCUUGUGUCAUGCAAAGGAGGAAACAGAAUUUAAUUACUCAAAUCAGAGAUUCUGCAGGUGUUUUGAGAAGUGAUGAGGCUGAAAUUGCUCAUGCCUUUAAAGAGCACUUUCAGAAUAUCUACUCAUCUUCAAACCCGAGGGCAGUAGACAUUGAGGCUUGUCUUCAAUGUAUAAGCAGCAGAGUGUCAAUGGAGAUGAAUGCUGAUCUUGUGGCUCCUUUCCAGCAAGAGGAGGUUUAUUGUGCUCUGCAAUAG